AUGACUUCUAUAGAACAUACUUAUUAAAAAAAAACUUAACUUGAACAUAUACUUUUACGUCCAGAUACCUAUGUAGGUUCUGUCUAACAAUAAACUUAAUAAUUGUGGGUGCUUUCUAAAGAUGGUUAAAGUUUUGAAAAUAGAAAUAUUACAUACGUACCCGCUUUAUAUAAAAUAUUUGAUGAAAUAUUAGUAAACGCUUCCGAUAAUUAUUAAAGAGAUAAAAGAAUGAAAAAAUUAGAUGUGACCAUAGAUAAUGAAAAAAAUAUAAUUUCGAUAUAUAAUGAUGGAGCAAGUAUACCUGUGUAGAUCCAUAAAUAAUAUAAUGUUUAUGUAUCAGAAAUGAUUUUCGGACAAUUACUUACAUCUUCAAAUUAUAAUGAUCAUGAAAAGAAAGUAACAGGAGGCAGAAAUGGGUAUGGUGCAAAAUUAACUAAUAUAUUUUCUAAGAAAUUUAGUAUAGAAACUGCUGAUUCAAAAAAUAAAUUAAAACUUACAAUGACAUGGUCAAAAAAUAUGUAAGAAAGAGAAGAACCUAAAAUAACGAAAUAUACAGAAGCUGAUUAUACACGUAUUAGUUUUGAACCUGAUUUAAAAAGGUUCCAUAUGCAAAAACUAGAUGAUGAUAUUUUAGAUUUAAUGAAAAAAAGAGUUUAUGAUAUGGCAGGUAUAAUUGGAGGUUCUGUUCGUGUAUUUUUAAAUGGAAAAAAAAUAGAAAUUAAUAAUUUUUCAGAGUAUUGUGAUUUCUAUUUAAAAAAUUCAGAUUAUAAUGAAAGUAGGGAAAUUAUUAAGGUUGCUGAUAAUAAAAAUACAAAUAAUGAAAGAUGGGAAAUAAUAGCAAGUGUAUCUGAAGGUUAAUUUUAACAAGUUUCUUUUGUAAAUUCUAUAUGUACAACUAAAGGAGGUACCCAUGUUAAUUAUAUUACUGAUUAGUUAUGUGAAAGGCUUUUAGAAAAACUUAAAAGCAAACAAAAAGGUUCAUCCAAUAUAAAACAAUUUUAGAUAAAAAAUCAUAUAUGGAUAUUUAUAAACGCAUUAAUUGAAAAUCCUUCUUUUGAUUCAUAAACUAAAGAAACAUUAACUUUAAAGUAAUAAGAUUUUGGUUCAUAAUGCAUUGUAUCAGAAAAGUUUUUAAAAGAUUAUUUAAAAACAGGAAUUUUGGAAAAUAUUUUAGUAUAAAUAAAAGCCAAAGAACAAGCAAAAAUGAAAAAAGCGCUUUCGUCAAACAAACAAAGCAGACUUUUAGGAAUUCCAAAGCUUGAAGAUGCAAAUGAUGCAGGAACAAGACUUGGAGAUUAAUGUACUUUAUUUGUUACAGAAGGAGACUCAGCAAAAGCACUUGCGAUGAGUGGAAUUGAAGUCGUUGGAAGAGAUAAAUUUGGUGUUUUCCCUUUGAAAGGAAAGAUGCUUAAUGUGAGGGAAGCUUCAGUUAAAUAAAUAACUGAAAAUUAAGAAAUUCAGAAUAUAAUUAAAAUUAUGGGACUUAAGCUUGGAGCUAAAUAUGAGAACACAAAAUCUCUUAGAUAUGGGUCUAUUGCUAUUAUGGCAGAUUAGGAUCAUGAUGGGUCACAUAUAAAGGGUUUAUUUAUUAAUUUUAUAUAGAAUUUUUGGCCUAGUUUAUUUGAAAUGAAAGGGUUUUUGAAGGAAUUUGUGACUCCUAUUGUAAAAGUAAGGAAAGGGGAAUAAAGUUUGUCUUUUUUUAGCUUACAUGACUUCAAGAAAUGGAAAAACUCAUUAGGAGAUAAUAGUAAUUAAUGGAAGACUAAAUACUAUAAAGGGUUAGGUACAUCAACAGAUAUGGAAGCUAGGGAAUAUUUUUAGAAUGUGGAAAAACAUAUGAUAAGCUUUACAUAUUUAAAUGAUGAAGAUGAAGAAAGUAUCGAUUUGGCAUUUAAUAAAAAAAAAGCUGAUGCAAGAAAAGAAUGGCUAAAUGCUUUUAAUGAAGAUGAUAAUGUAGAUCAUACUUAGAAGAAUUUAAGAUAUAAAGAUUUUGUACAUAAGGAGUUAAUUAAUUUCUCUAUUUCAGAUAAUGCAAGAUCUAUUCCUAAUAUAUGUGAUGGAUUGAAAACUGGGUAAAGAAAAAUUCUGUUUGCUUGCUUUAAAAGAAAUCUUAAAUAAGAAAUUAAAGUUGCUUAACUUUCGGGAUAUGUGGCAGAACACUCAGCUUAUCAUCACGGAGAAUAGUCUCUGGCUUAAACUAUUACGGGAAUGGCAUAGAAUUUCGUAGGGUCGAAUAAUAUUAAUCUUCUUAUGCCUAUAGGUUAGUUUGGUUCUAGAAAUAUGGGGGGUAAAGAAGCUGCUUCAGCAAGAUACAUACAUACUAAUUUAAAUAAAAUUACUAGAGUCAUUUUUCCUUAAAAUGAUGAUUAUAUUCUUUAGUAUUUAGAAGAUGAUGGAUAUUUGGUUGAACCGAAGUAUUAUUUGCCUAUUAUUCCAAUGGUACUUGUUAAUGGAGCGGAAGGAAUAGGAACUGGAUGGUCUACAAGUAUUCCUUAAUAUAAUCCGAGGGAAAUCGUUUAGUCGAUUUAAAAAAGAAUGGAAGGAGAAAAUUGGGAAUAAUUAAUUCCUUGGUACAAGGGUUAUUAAGGUGAAAUCGAAAAUAAUGAUAAAGGUUAAUAUAAUGUAAAAGGUAGAGCAAGUAUUAUUGGGGAAAAUUUAGUUGAAAUUACUGAGUUACCUAUUAAGAAAUGGACAAGAGAUUUCAAGAACUUUUUGGAAGAAAAAAUGGAAAGUUCUAAAGAUAAAGAAUAGGAAAUUGAAGACAUUAAAGAAUAUCACACAGGAAAUAAUGUUAGGUUUGAAGUAAAAAUGGUAAAUGGAAUGUUAGAUAAAAUUUUAAAAGAAGGAGGACUUGAUAAAUAUUUUAAAUUAGUUAGCUCUAUAUCUACUAGUAAUAUGGUUUUAUUUAAUCAUGAAGGGAAAAUUGUUAAAUAUAAUAACAUAUAGGAAAUAAUGGAGGAUUUUUAUAAAUUAAGACUAGAUUUAUAUAAGUAAAGAAAAGAAUUUCUUGCAUCAAAAAUUUUGAGGGAUUUGGAAAUUCUUAAUAAUAAAAAAAGGUUUAUUUUGUCGGUUAUUGAGGAGAAAUUGGAUAUUAAAAAUACAAAAAAAAAAGAAAUUUUAAAAUAAUUAGUUGCUUUGAGAUUUGUGGAAAUGAGAAAUAUGCCAAAAAUUAAAUAAAGUAAUAAGUUUUUAAACGAAAAGUUAAACCAAGAUGAGGAAAAUUCUGAAUUUUAAGAAGAAGAAACUACUUUCAAAGAAUUUAAUUAUUUAUUAUAAAUGCCUAUUUGGAAUUUAAGUUAUGAGAAAAUAGAAGAAAUUAAAAAUUAAUGUGAAUAAAAGGAAAAGGAAUUAGCAGAAAUAUUAAAAAAAGAUGUUAAGGAUAUAUGGAAAGAUGAUUUAAAUGAGUUUGUUAAUGUUUUAAAUGAAAUUGAAGAAAACGAAGAUAUUGAGAAAUAGGAAAGAUUUAAAAAAAUAACAAGUAAAAAUGGAAAAAAGAAAAAUAAAAAAGAUGGUGAUGAUUUGGAUUUUGAAUUUAAAAAUAAAUAAAAAUAGAAUUAAUAAAAAUAAUAAUAAACUUAAAGAAAAAAUAUUAAAAAAAAUUAUAAUGAGGAUGAAAUGGAAGAAGAAGACGAAGAUGAAUUUGUUAUUUAAAAAUAAGAAAAAUAAAAACCGAAAGAAAUAAAAACCAAACAAAAUAAUUAAUAAGAAUAAGAAUAAAAAUUAGAAUUAUAGAAAUAAUAAUAAGAAUAAAAAUCAUAAUAGUAGGAAAUUUUAAAAAAAUAAGAUAACUUAUAAAGUACUUUAGAUAAAUAUUUGGUAAACUUUAAUAGUACUAAAACUCCUGAAAAUUAAGUUUUUGAUUUAAAAAGUAUUAAUCUUAAGGAAAAUUACGAAUUACCAUUAGAAGAAAGAAUAAAAAUUAGAUAAUUUUAAUAAAAAUUGGAAAGUUCAAAAAAAGAAAAUAUGAAUUAAGAUGAAGAUAAAUAAGAAGUUAAAUCAGUAAAAAAAAAAACAACAAAAGUUAUAGAAAGUGAUAAAAAGAAGGAAAUUAAAAAUAAUAAAAUGUUUAAUUGUAAAAGAAAAAUCAUUUCUGAUAGUGAUGAUUUAUUUGAUGAAGUUAAAAAUUUAUUAAAAGAUGAGAUAUUUGAAACAAAACAAAAAACGGUAAAGAAAGAUUAAAUAGAAAAAAAUGAUAUUAAAGAUAAAACAAUAAAGAAAAUAAAAAUUAAUAAUGAAAAUGAUAAUGGAGAUAAAUUAAAUAUUAUUAAAAAUAAUAAAAAAAGAGGAUAAAAUAAAGAUAAAUAAAUAAUUGAGACACCUAUAAAGGAUGAAGAUAAUAAAAAAGAAAAACUAAAAAAUUAAUAAACAACAAGAACUUAAAGAAACAGAAAAAAAAUUGUAUAUUAAGAAGAUGAUGAAGAUGAUGAUGAUGAAGAAUUUUAUUGA
This is a messenger RNA of Ichthyophthirius multifiliis, 4446 nucleotides long. RefSeq names its product topoisomerase ii beta 180kda, putative. The record is from RefSeq and is a predicted model, not a curated record. Gene Ontology annotation, molecular function: DNA topoisomerase type II (double strand cut, ATP-hydrolyzing) activity; ATP binding; DNA binding. Gene Ontology annotation, cellular component: nucleus. Lineage: Eukaryota; Ciliophora; Oligohymenophorea; Hymenostomatida. The transcript is spliced from 4 exons. Gene Ontology annotation, biological process: resolution of meiotic recombination intermediates; DNA topological change; sister chromatid segregation.